Molecule: messenger RNA, 2355 nt
Organism: Phaedon cochleariae (mustard beetle)
Lineage: Eukaryota; Metazoa; Arthropoda; Insecta; Coleoptera; Chrysomelidae
Source: the annotation of a GenBank genome assembly
GAAGUGAAGACCGUGAAAACUGAAGAUGGCUACGAAAUCAGCGAAAAUGUAAAGUGGACAGUGUUAGCUGCAAUUUACUUUAAUUUCUGAUCGUUCAAUUCUUCAACGAUUCAUCUUUGAAUUGCAAAUCAAAAUGCCUAGACGAUGUUAUGAUCAGGACUUUUCUUCACAAAAUGAGCCACCUAGAAAGAGAAGUUCAACUGGAAUCUCAAAUAGUAUACAGUUAAAAGAAGGUGAAGUUGUUACUGAUAUAAGUAAUAAGAAUUGGAAACUUGGUAAACCUAUUGGAAUAGGUGGUUUUGGAGAAAUAUAUGAGGCAACAGACAUUAUCUCCACAAAAUCAAAGACUGAUAGUUCCUAUGUUGCAAAAAUAGAGCGACACUCAAAUGGCCCUCUAUUUGUAGAAAUAAACUGUUACCUAAGGAUUGGAAAAUCCACAACCAUUGAAGACUGGAAGAGAGAAAAACAUCAAAGGUUUCUUGGUAUGCCACACUAUGUUGCAUCUGGGUCUCACUAUUACAAUGGUGAAAAAUACCGCUUCCUUGUGCUGCCAAAGUAUAAACAAGAUUUAGAACAAGUUUUUCAAGAAAAAAAGCUUUUCAAUAUAAAAACUGUGUCACUUAUUUGUAUUCAAAUUCUUGAUGUACUGGAGUAUAUACAUAGCAAAGGCUAUGUUCAUUCUGAUAUAAAAGCUUCUAAUGUCAUGCUAGGAAAACCUACAGAACCUGUCACUUCUGAAUCAAGAACACGUAAAAUUCGAUGUCCAUCUAGGUUAAGGUAUACCCAUCCAUCAAAAAAAGGAAGUAGUCGAACUCCUAUAACUCCUAUAAAGCGUUCUAGAAGAAAUUUGAGGUCUAGUGGGACAGUGAAUUACAUAGAUGACAUUCCUUACUUGGAUGAAGUGUUAGAUAGACAUGAUGAAAAACACAGAACAGUGCUUCUUGAUAUACCCAGCAAUUCAGAAAUCAAAAAUGGUGACAAGAUGUCAGAUCAUGUGUAUUUGUUGGACUAUGGUCUGGCCUCCAAGUAUUUGUUGUCGAAUGGUGACCACAAAGAAUAUUGCACUGAUCAGAGAAGGGCCCAUGCUGGCACUGUUCUAUUUUGCUCUAGAGAUGCCCAUAAGGGGGUACCUUCAAGGAGGUCUGACUUGGAAACCUUGGCUUACAAUAUGUUGUAUUGGUUAACAGGAAGUUUACCUUGGAGUGACUAUUUGGAUCAGCCUCUUGAGGUGGAGAAGAAGAAAACUAGGUGUUUCAGGAAUCUGAACAGUUUUCUGGAAUUGUCUUUCCAAAGAAAUGAUUUCCCUAAUUUUGUGAAAGUGUAUUUUGAAUAUAUAAAUAGCUUACAGUUUGAGGAGACUCCUGACUAUGACUAUUGCAGGAAAAUAUUCGAAAACAAUAUAAAAUUGUAUGGUUAUAAAGAUGAUUCAGUACUAGAUUUUGACAAUUUAGAGGGUUGGGGAAGUAAACAGAAGAAAUCAAAGAAAAACAAUGGAAAAAUAAUCACUUGUGGCAGUUUCCUCAAAACCAGCCCACUCCUACCAAUAAACUCCAAUAUAAUGUUCAAACGUCCAAAACUGAGAAAAAAAGCUAAGAACAAUGAUACUCAAGAUAGCAUGAUGAAUUGGUCAAAGAUUCUGACUGACCCAGAGACCAUAAUCAAACAGGCUAGGGAGAGGAAAAAUACUGAGGGAAGUGAUCCUGGGACACCAAAUUCUAUGUGUUUGGACAUUGAAACUAUUGAAAGUAUGAAUCCUACUUAUGCAAUGCUGGAAGUGUUCAAUAAAUGUAAGGAGAGAGAAGGAUCUCCAAGGUAUAAAAAUGACAGUAUGGUAGCCGAUGUUAUCGAAGGUUACACGCCCGCCAUGAUGGCCGUUCACAAUAGAAUGACAGAGCGGCUGGAGCUGGAAUACGACAGCGAGAAGAGCGAUCACAAGAGCGAGGGCCGGCCUUCGGCGAAAAAGAGGCCCGGCCGGAAGACUCGGGCCAGGGCGUCCGAGUCUCCUCCGGUGCAGCGAACGGCUCGGGCGAAGUCUCAGCAAAAUGUGACGCGGAAGAAAGAUUCUCUUCUACAUUUACCUUUGAAAAAAGCGAAAAGUACCCCUCUUCGAAGGAAUUACAGGUUGAGGGGUUGAAGGGAGCAUUCCAAGUAAUGAAUUUGACUUUCUUAUUUCUAGUGUUAGCGCUAUAUAUUUAUUGAGACUGGUACAUAUAAAAUUGAAAUUUCCAUGUAGGUAAAUUUUUUUUUUGUUAACAGUUGUAUAGUCUUUAUUUGCUUUGUUGAAUCUUAUUUGACAAUUUAUUUGUUUGACUCCGAAAAGACUCCGAAUAAUAAUUAAAUAUUUCAAGUAUUUUC